AAGAGGGGUCCGAACUUUCAAGAAGAUUUGCGUGCGCUAAGUUUACGCGGAUGUUAAGGGAGUGAAUAUACGAGCACGUGCUCUACAUGCUGCAAACGCGUGUUUCGUUCCCCCACCGCAUCUUUGGUUUUGUCAUUCUACCAAAUCGAUCCCCUCUAUAUUACCGCAUCCUCAUUGCAUCCUCACCGCGCUUACGCACGCUAUACACACGCUAUAAGCCGAUAUUGUGUCAACUCCCGUCGGAAGAAAAUAUAUCAUACACACCAUGUACUUGGCCGAAACAACAAACGGUGCGUGCUUGUUCGCUUCUCUGCCCUUGCUUCAGAGGUCACUGGCAUCUGAAGGGCGGAAAUUGUGGAGUACAGGAACAACAACUUACCAACCCCGUCGGUACGGAAGCACGCGUCGACCGCCUGCGCCACCGACAAGCAUCGCUUUAGACGAUCGAUUCGACCAAAUGACUACCGAGGUACCAACGGAGUGGAACGUGGGCGGAGGGAAUGGUCGGGACUAUGAAGAGUCUAUUAGUGGAUAUCAGAACUACGUCAAUGAGAUGGAGAUGAUGUUGGGUGCGCAGGUGGAUGUUGAGGAGGAAAGAGUGAGGGAUAGUACAGCUUCGGUGACGACUCGUCGAGUUCGUCGGGCUAGUCCUGAGACUUGUCGCAGUCCGCUUGCGGGGGGAGGGAGACGAAGCUUGUCUGGAUUCGCAAGUAUGGAUAAUAUCCGACAGGUGCAUGGUAGGAAGGCAUCAGUCGAUCUGGUCGAACAUCGAAUCUUGGAAGAUGGGCCGAACAGGAGCAUCUCGAUGUGGCGCGAACGAGUGGCGCGAAGUAACGCUACCGAGGACAGUGGUCGAAUUCCUGGAGACGUACGUAGCGAGACCAACAGCCACGCGCACCGGAGACUUCCCUCAGCAAGUUCGCAAGCCAGACGGGCUUAUGGUCAGGAAUAUGGCAGACCUCGAGCAGAGUCUUUGGCGAGCGUCACAUCCCCGAGGAGGGGUAAGGAAGUGACUAGGAACUAUGAGCGAAGCGAGUAUAUGGUCAUGUACCAGAAACCGACCAAGCAUGGUGGGAUCCCAUCACAUUUGCAUCCACCAUCGGAGGUGGGGUUUCCAAGGCUUGGCAGUAAACGUAGUAUGGUGCCUUCAAGUCCAAGGAUUCCAAAGUCCAACACCCGCGCCAUCUCGCCAACGAUACGAAAGACAUCUGGACGAUCGCAGCAAGUACGUGACAAAUACGUGAUCACAUACCCAAACACUCCUCCCUACAGCCAAGGCAGUUUGCCAAGUUCAUCCAACCCGAAAGGACCAAUCGUUGCUCAAAACCACCCAAGCUCCCCUCGUCCAUCCAGGACAUACAUCCCCAUCGAGGGAGUCGAAGACGCAAGCGCUCUGAAAGCAACAUCAACUUCCUCCGUGGAGUUGAUCCUUGCUUCGUGUGAACCGUCCUUGCUUCACAUUGCACCGGCGUUAGAAGUCCUAGGUAUCACUAGGCUUGAGCAUUUGAGAGCGAUCAACAGGUUGAGCGACGAGACCAGAGAUAAGGAGGUGAAAGAGGAAGCGUUGAAACAGGGAGUUACGGUGAUGGAGUGGGCGAUACUAGUAGACAAGCUGCAGACGUUGUAGGACCUUCGCCUGAAGCAACGCGGAUACUUUCGAUACAGUGCAUAUGCGACCGAUCUCGUUGGAAUACAUGGUAUUUUGCAGGACACAGAGAAGGACGAGACUCCGUUGCUACAGGUUUUACCACUUGAUAGUCAUGGUUGAAGCUGUUUCUAGCGCAAAUACUUUGCGUUCCUCCCAAGCAAGUAUUCAAAGUAACGAGUUUUAUGAUAGAAUAAUUGACGUACAGUUUGAACCAGAUGAAGACAUCGUUAUCACGAGAGCGAGAAGGGCUGAAGGAGUCGGAGUGAGCAAUAAAUGUCUCGUUCGGCC
Somion occarium is the source of this 1936-nucleotide messenger RNA. The record is from the annotation of a GenBank genome assembly. NCBI's taxonomy places the organism in Eukaryota, Fungi, Basidiomycota, Agaricomycetes, Polyporales, Cerrenaceae.